Messenger RNA from Mangifera indica (mango), 1046 nucleotides. RefSeq names its product auxin-responsive protein SAUR71. The record is from RefSeq and is a predicted model, not a curated record. Bases 370 to 888 code for a protein of 172 amino acids. Lineage: Eukaryota; Viridiplantae; Streptophyta; Magnoliopsida; Sapindales; Anacardiaceae. The transcript has a single exon. Gene Ontology annotation, biological process: response to auxin.
AACAGUACGAUUGAAUUGUACGAGGUACAUUGACUUGACUGUUGGGGCGGUUUGCUUUGGAAACUAAAACAGUCACAUUAACAGAUCAGAAUCUCAGUAAGUGUCAUUAUUGGUCAUUAAAGAGAGAGAGAGAGAGAGAGAGAGAGAGUGAGAUUUUUAAGCUCUGAAACUGACAAUUUAUGGAACUAGGAGAAGUACCCACUCAAUCAAACCUCCUCCGCUCAUGGUUUUCCUUUUCCUUUAAUAGUAAAAUACUCUGAAAACCCUAACAGCCCAACCUCUUUAUAAAAUGUACUCACAAUCACCCUAUUGCCAUUGACAUUAACAGCAACCACUUGUGAAGAAGAGAGGCAUCAAAGUAUUCAAGCCAUGGAGUCCAAGAAGUCUGACAAGAUCAGAGACAUAGUUAAGCUUCUACAGAUCCUCAAGAAAUGGAGAAAGCUUGCAAAUUCAUCAAAAACAAGUGCCAUCAACAACAACAAUAACAACAAUGGGACUAAAAGCAUCAAGUUUCUGAAGAGGACACUAUCUUUAUCAGAUAACCCAGGUUCUCAAGCAUCAAGCAAUGUUGUCCCAAAAGGGUACUUGGCUGUUUGCGUUGGAGAAGAGCUAAAGAGAUUCAUAAUCCCAACCCAGUAUCUGAGUCAUCAAGCUUUUCACAUUUUACUGAGAGAAGCUGAAGAGGAAUUUGGGUUUCAACAAACUGGUGUUCUCAGGAUUCCCUGUAAAGUAUCUGUUUUCCAGAAUAUUGUGAAGCUGAUGGAAGAAAAGAAAGAUACGUUCUCCGAGAAGGAAGGUUGGUUCAAUAUGGAUGAUAUCAAGAGUUAUUGCUCAUCAGAAUGCCCACUAACUCCAUCUCAUCAUCCUCAAAAUCCAAUGUGCAGAUAGUUUUUUUUUUCCCUCUCUUCUAGUCUGUCUUGACUUUUUGUUCUCUUUUUUUGUUCAUGCGGCCAUGUAUGAGAGAUAGAGCAUGAACAAUAAGAUGAUGCAGAAGUGUAAGAACAAUUUUAUAUGGUCUGCAACUCACCAUUCUGCUGCUGCAUUUA